ACUCGCCGCGGCAGUCAGCUGACUGGCGGUACGAUAGCGUGUCCGCCCGGCCGGCCGCGCCGCCCGCCCGUCCGUCCGUCCGCCCUGCCGGCCCGACGCGACCGUCGUAGCGUCAGUUCCCGCGCGAGCGUAGCGGUAUGUGGGGUGGUGCCGUGCGGCAGGUGGUCGCGGCCCGGGGCGUGCCCUCGCGGCCCUGUGUGAGAAUGUGCGUGUUCGUGGCCGUGUUGGUAACGCUAUGCGUGGGUGUGAGUCAUGCUCAAACAUCGGUGCCGCCCCCGGGUGUGGGCGAGGUGGUGUAUUCAAAACCCCAACUCAACACCAGUUACCGGGCGUCGACUGAGUUCGACCCGCAGGGCAUGGAGCACCUCUACUACGUCACAAACAUGUUCCUGGACGUGAUCCAGAAGGAUGACGUCGCUGCACUCGACAAGCAGCAGCUGGAGGAGGCGCGCAAGGAGGGCACCCUCAUCGAGACUCUGGUGGAGCUGGGCCUGUACGACUGGCAGGACCUGGUGCACCACCACAUCGGCUACGCGGUGCUGGCCGGCGGCGGCAUCGUGUUGGCCCUGCUGCUGCCCUUCGUGGGCCUGGUAGUGUGCUGCUGCCGCUGCUCGGGCCGCUGCGGGGGCCGGGUACAGAGCUACGACAAGAAAAAGGACGGAUGUCGCCGCUGGUGCCUGGGAAUCAGCCUCUGCAUGAUGGUGCUGGUGAUACUGUUCGGCGUGGUCGCCUCGUUCGUUGUGAACGAGUACGUGGAGCGAGGUGUGACUGAGAUUCCACCGCGACUGCAUGUGGCCGUGGACGACUCCGAGCUGUAUGUCCACAACACCAAACAGGAGGUGAAUCAUCUGUUGAAGAAGAAUUACAUGGAGCUGACAGAGGUGCUGGACCAAUCUUUGGAGGAGUGCGGAGUGCGGAUAGAGCGUCAGCUGGCGGACAUAUCACAGGCAGCAGCCGUGGAUAAUCUCACAGCCAUCGCUGAGGGACUCACUGUUAUAAAGGAUGAACUACAGUCAAUCGGUCGUCAGUCCGUGCUCCUGCAGAACAAAGCGGACCAGCUGCAGGUGGGACUGCAGGACGCCAGGGCAGAGCUGGCGGUCCUCCUGCGCUCCUGCAGUUCGCCGCGCUGCCGCCAGCUGGCAGCACAGUACAACCUCACCCAGCUGGUAGUGCACAAUGAGUUCAAACGGCUACCCGACCUCAGCCGCUGGGCCCGCGAGGUCACUGCCCUCAUCGAGGCCGGCAUUGAGGCUGAGGUGCGACGGGGUCAACUGGCCCUCAACCAGCUGUCGCAGAAAAUUCAGACCGAGGUGGCUGCUGUGGUGCCUGAGGUCCGUCAGGGUGUGAGUCGCGCAGGCAUUCAGCUGCAGGAGGUGGCCAACAACAUCAGCACGGCGCUGGACCAGGUACAGCUGCAGCCGGUGCACACCGUCAUCGACCAGGGCAACCACUACCUGCAGCAGUACGGCACAUUCAGGUACUACAUUUUCGUCAUCAUCUCCGGCCUGGUCUCGCUCAUCGUGUUCUGCAUGGUGAUCGGCCUGUUCUGCGGAAUGUGCGGACGGAGACCGGACAAUGUGUACGGAGACGACACGUGCAACAAGGGCACCGGCGCCAACUUCCUCAUCAGCGGCACGUUCUUUUUCUUCCUGUUCGGGUGGCUGCUGCUGCUACUCAUCACCUGUAUGUUCCUUCUGGGCGGCCUGACCCAGCUGUACCUCUGUGAUGGCCUGGUGGACCCCUCGGCGCCUGGCAGCGGUCUGCCCAUCCUGGAGGCGGUGUACCCCUUGGAGACCGUGUUCCCCGCGCUGGAGAACGCCGGAGAUGUGGCUGAUGUGGUCAGACGCUGCCACCAGAAUCAAUCCAUCUACUCUGUACUGAGACUGGAAUCGCUGUUCAACGUCUCUGAAGUCCGAGGAUACAAGUACCAGAUGGAACUCGACCAGAAACUGGAGGCACUGCGGCAGCAAAUUACGGUGGACACUGCCGUGGAGCUGUUGACGUCACGGGCCCGGGAUCAGCUGGCGCAGCUGGCCCGCUCCGACCUGGACCAGCUCAACUACACGGCCUUCACCGUGGCGCUGGAGGAGGAGAUUACCACGAUCGACAUGAACCCACUGGGAGACGAGCUGGAGCGGGCCAGUCAGGAGCUGCCGUCCUCUGAGCGCAGUGUGGCCACCCGCCUGAGGAACCAGGCCAUCAUCCUGAAGGCACAGCAGAGGGUGGUCGCCGGCAUGGAGGAAAUUGUGCAGGAUAUCAGGAACUCGACGGCCUCACUGCAGGAGCACAUUCUGACGGCCAACGGCAGCCUGCCGGAUGUAGUCAGGAAACUGACAGAGACGGCAGAGGCCGCCGAACGGUACCUGAGGACCAGCGGCCGAGAUCUGGUCGUCAAGCUGGCGGACCAGUUCACUGCCGAGUUCAGUGACCGGCUGGAUGGCUACUCGGAGCGCGUGGAGCGCUCCUUCCACCGGACCCUGGGCAGCUGUGAGCCCAUCAGCACGGUGUAUAACGCCACCACCGUCACACUGUGCAGCAACGUCAUCUACCCGUUCAACGCCUUCUGGGCUGCGAUCGGCUGGUGUCUGCUGCUAUUCAUCCCGUGCGUCAUCCUCAGCCUAGCGCUGACGCCGCUCUACCGAAAGGCAGAGCCCUUCUCAGACGGCCUCAUGGACGCGGACUAUCCGUAUGACGCGUACGGGGACCACGAUAACAUCCCACUGGCUAGUGUGCGCGGCAGCGGCGGCGAGCGGCGUCGGGGCCGGUCCAACGACCUCAGUCGCGGUGGCUACAGUCCCGAGUCGCCCUCCUACUCGGCCAUUCCGCCGCGGGGUCAGCUGUACCCACUGGGUGCCACCGGGGUGCACACGGAGGACACCGAGCCCAAGGCGCCGCCCAUGUGGGAUAUGACGAUGACCGGAGGCCCGCCGGGCUACCCGGACAGCCCUCAGCCCACCCGGGAGCACCCGCCGCCCUACAGCCCCUCGGAGACACCGAUGCUGGGCCACGCCUGAGUGAUCUGAACGGAUCGUAUCACCUCUCGGGAUCUCUAGCGCUGCCGUCGGAUGUAUGUAUAAAGCACCUUCAGUGUCAGGGAGGCACCAGCACACCACAGGCCCAGGGCGACUCUAGCAAAAGUGGGGGGCUGCUGAUCUGACCCUAACUCGACCUGGCGCACGAACCAGCGCUGGGGCGGCGGUGGCGGCCAUUGAUCAAUCAUUGUGUUACGUGUGCGCUUCGCUUCAAGUGUGGCAUCAUGAACAUCAUCUAUCUCAAGCCGUCACCGCCUGGACACGACUUGAGAGACUGAAUUUCAUCGCUCCGCUCAUGCUCAGGUGCCUCGUGCUGAGUGUCUCCCAGGGACUGCAGAGGGUGAAUGAAAGGCAUUGAAGGCUGGAAGGCUGGAUUUGGAACCCGGUCGGCUCGAAGGAAGAGGUCAAAGUGAUGUUUAGAGAACUGGACCAGUACCUUGCCCAGUGACUGUUGUAUCUUGUCUCUCUGUCUCCUCGAGGAAAGGGAGACAAGCUGUGAUAUUGAGUGAUAUGCUCUACCGUUGAACCAGAGACAAAACUGGACGAUUUGACAUCAUAGACGUAUCCAUUGGAUUCCUCUGCACCGGAAUCCGGCGAUCCAAGAGCGAUCUUUGAGCACGGGCGAGGCUUUUUCUUAGCUCAUCGAGCUUCCGUUUGAGAAACUUGGAGAAGGCUUCGCUGAACUACAAUCGUGAUCUGUGAGAGCAUUGAGGGUUAUGUGCCGUCAGAUACAUUUGCAACCGGUUUGGUAGUGUGGGGUUUUUCAUCUGGGUGCUACAGCUUACAUCUUCGUGUUAGAUGUUUUGUUCAAUCAAAACUUGGCCUACCAUGCGUUAGUAUGAUCAUGAUUGCGUGAGGGAGUGAACGAGUGUUUUAAGGAGACGCAAAUGAAUGUGUUUUUAGUGCUUGUCAUUAUCGUCGUACUAUGAUGAGUCUUGACUUGUGGAAUGUUUUGUGCUCCAGUGAACAUGAUAAAGCCGUUUUAUCGCCCAUUGUAUAUAACCGUAGGGUCGAUCGAUCGAUAGUUGACCAUAAUUGUCUCUCCACUUCUAAGCGUGCCUAGAAAUUAGAACUCUGGACUGUAAAUACCCAUAGUGCCAGAUUCAUGUAACAUGCUCGGAAUAUGUACGAACGUCGAAUGCCUCGCGUUUGUGUCUCCAUACUACCAGUGCUGCGCAGAAGGCGUAUUUUUGAUACGUGCCUGUAUAUAUGAAGCGGAAACGGUGUAGCAUAUUGUGUUUAUCAUGAAGUGAGCUCAACACCGUCGAAGUUAUGGCGGAUGAUACACUUUGUUCGGGGGGGGGGGACUGCGAUCGGCACUGUGAUCGUCGGCGUUUACUGCGCAGACAGCGGAAUUCCUGGAAGUCCGGUGCUCGUUGUGACGAUGUGGAAUCGAAACCUCCAAUUGGUGAUUCGUUGGUCGGAGAUGUUAUAUAAAUAAGCGAGUCCGUCAUGAUUUUCACUGGCAUGUGUUUUGUUUCAACUUGCCUUUUGUGACAGACUUCACGAUUGGUGUUUGAUGCAAAUGUGAUGUUUUCAUUGUUUUUAUGACGCUGAUUUUUUUACGGAAAGACGUUGCUUUUAGUUGCAUGGUGUAUUUUUAUGUUUGCAGUAUGAUUGCGAGAAAGUAGCACUAGAAAGGUGGUCGAACUUGUGGGGAUUUCAUGCAAAUGGAUGUUUAUUGAAAUGUAGCCUGUUGGAAGCUGUUUGUUCAUGAUAGGGUGCGAGUUUCCUAGAGGAGCGUUGGACUUCCGUGAUAUUGAGCCACCGCAUCUGACGACGGUAUGCCCGCCUGUGUGUAAAUAAUAUACGGAGCUUUUGCA
Messenger RNA from Amphibalanus amphitrite, 4855 nucleotides. RefSeq names its product prominin-like protein. Gene Ontology annotation, cellular component: membrane. The coding region runs from base 138 to 3014 and encodes 958 amino acids. The transcript has 20 exons. The record is from RefSeq and is a predicted model, not a curated record. NCBI's taxonomy places the organism in Eukaryota, Metazoa, Arthropoda, Thecostraca, Balanomorpha, Balanidae.